CCUCCUCCUCAACCUCAAGUGCAAUCUACAAUUUACGAUCAAUAUUCUACAUCACACCCCUAUAAUCAAACCCCAGUAGCGCAGCUUCCUGUGGCACAACCUCUUCCUCCACCUCCACCAACAUCCGGUUCCAAUUUGAGUGGCUCGAGACCGUCCAGUGUCGGACCACAAUCGAGAACAAAAUAUCUGAUAGAUCCAUUUGUGAAAUCCACUCCGUCAUAUGGUCAGAAUACUUUCCCGUCGUCAAAUCCGUUAUACAAUUCUCAGCAAGCUCCGCCGUCAAAUCCAUUAUACAAUUCUCAGCAAGUCUCACCUGUCCCUGGCUAUCCUCAGCAAAAUUCAUAUCAACCUCAGAUCCCUGUACCGAGUAACGUAUAUCCCAGCCAACCACCAAGUUUUAUGAGUAAUCCUAAAGAGCCAGAACCAUAUAAGCCGCUUCAGCCAAACAUAAUGUCGCCAUUGCAAAAUGUGCCACAGACUCAAAUGUACGAUCCUAUUAGAUCCCAACCUAUUUCACAAAUGCAGACAUAUGGGAACGAAAAUACAUAUCAAUUACCGUCACAACCAUCUGGAUGGAACGAUCCACCUAUUGCGAAAAGUUCCAGAACACAG
This is a messenger RNA of Cyphomyrmex costatus, 612 nucleotides long. Its product is annotated as vacuolar protein sorting-associated protein 37C-like. The transcript has a single exon. NCBI's taxonomy places the organism in Eukaryota, Metazoa, Arthropoda, Insecta, Hymenoptera, Formicidae. The record is from RefSeq and is a predicted model, not a curated record. The annotation marks the transcript as partial.